Messenger RNA from Soboliphyme baturini, 3546 nucleotides. The record is from the annotation of a GenBank genome assembly. Lineage: Eukaryota; Metazoa; Nematoda; Enoplea; Dioctophymatida; Soboliphymatidae.
AUGUUUUUCAGCGCAACUUGCCGAAGUACCUAUGGACUUGCAGACAAGGCGCCGAUACUUCCGACUGCCGAAACCGUCGCCCAGUGUUCUUCUGACUACGCAGACAUUUCGCCUCUUACCGGAGGAAAUGUCGCCUUUUCGACGUUGGAAGGUCGUCCCAGUGCCCAUCGUUUCGAAAGUUCACCUGUUUUGCAGGAAUGGGUGACAGCUUCGGAAAUUAUGGUUUCAUUGAAUCGACUGAACACGUUCGGUGACGAGGUAUUUCGAGACGACGGUGUCCUGCGUUCGUACUACUACGCAAUUGCGGAUUUCGCUGUUGGUGGAAGGUGCAAGUGCAACGGCCACGCUGGUUCUUGCGUGAAAACGAAAGCCGGUGGCGAGGAACGACUGUUUUGCCAGUGCGAGCACAACACACAAGGUGAAGACUGCCACGAAUGCCUGACGUUCUACAACGACAUGCCGUGGAAGGCGGCUACAGCCGAGGACGGCAAUGAAUGCAAACGUUCAGCUAGUUUACAAUGCGCGUCAGACGGUCGGUGCAUCUGCAAGCCAGGAGUUGGUGGCAUAUACUGCGACCAAUGUCUUCCCGGAUAUUAUGAGUUUUCGCAUCAGGGAUGCAGACAUUGCGGUUGUGUGGAAGCCGGUUCGUUGAGCAACAAACCGAAUUGUCGAUCGGACACGGGUGACUGUUCAUGCAAGAAGAACGUUGAAGGACGGCGAUGCGAUCGGUGCAAACCGGGCUUUUUUAACCUGGACAUGGAGAACGAAUUCGGCUGUUCGCCUUGCUUUUGCUACGGUCACACCUCAGUGUGUGACUUUGCCCCCGGCUUCUACGAGUUCAACAUUUCAUCUGACUUCACCAGAGGCAAAGAUGGCUGGACGGCAGUUCGUUAUGGUGGUAACAGCGAGGAGUUACAGUACAAUGUGCAAGAUGGUAACAUCAUGGUUCGCGAAGUUGACGGUCCAACGUAUUUCGUCGCCUCAGACAAGUUUGUCGGAAAUCAGCGCUCUUCGUACGACCAACAUCUGAUCUUCAAGUUGAAGGUGACCGAAUUGAACGCGCGAGCAUCCAUCCGUGACGUGGUGAUCGAGGGCGGCAACGGUCAGUUGAUUUCCCUACCCAUAUUCGCGCAGAACAAUCCGGUCCCGGCUAAUUAUGAGCAGACGUAUACAUAUCGACUUCACGAAGACCCGAGGUUCCAGUGGACGCCUAGCUUAUCGACCAUGGAAUUUUUGACCGUGUUGUCAAACCUUAGCGCCAUAAAAAUCAGGGGCACGUUCGUCAGUGGCGAUGUUGGCAUGUUGGACAGCGUUGUGUUGGUGUCUGCCAGCAACACCGAAUCCAACAGCCCGCAGGCUAAGCCAGCAAAGUGGGUUGAAUCGUGCCAGUGUCCCGACGGCUUCGUCGGCCAGUUCUGCGAGUCGUGCGCUCCGGGCUUUCGCAGGGAGCCACAAUACGGCGGUCCAUUUGGCCGUUGCAUCAAGUGUCAGUGUCACAAUCACGCUACGCUGUGCGACGCUGAAUCAGGAAGAUGUAUCUGCGAACAUAACACGGCUGGAAACAACUGCGAACGCUGUGCUCGUGGAUUUUACGGCAACGCUUUGAACGGGUCAGCCGAAGACUGCCGCGUUUGUCCAUGCCCGAAUAACGGUCCGUGUAUACUACACACCGACGGUGACAUCAUUUGCAUCGACUGUCCUAACGGAUACGGCGGGCGGCGCUGCGACGCAUGCGCGGACGGCUUUUUUGGUGAUCCUAUUUCGAACCUGAGUUGUCAGCUGUGUGAAUGCAGCGGAAACAUUGAUCAGAAUUCGGUUGGCAACUGCGACAGGUUGACUGGCGAAUGCAAGAAAUGUGUCUACAAUACUUAUGGUUUUCACUGCGAGAAGUGCCUUCCCGGAUUUUACGGCGACGCCCUGCUUGAGCCUAAGGGAGACUGUAAACCGUGCAAGUGUUUCCCACCAGGUACUCAAAAGACGGUCGACAGCGGUGCCGCGAUCGCUGAGUGCGAGCAGAGUAGCGGUCAGUGCUCUUGCUUAAAGCACGUCGUCGGUCUUCGGUGUGACAGGUGUGAACCAGGUUAUUUCAAUAUCUCAUCAGGCAACGGCUGCCAAAUGUGUAACUGCGACCCGCUUGGCUCAACCAACACUACCUGCGAUGUAAUGACGGGUCAGUGUAUUUGCAAACCGGGGGUAGUGGGCUUACGUUGUGACCAGUGCGCUCCGCGCCAUUUUGGGUUCAGCCCCAAAGGAUGUGAUUCCUGUCAGUGUUUCCCCACAGGGUCCACUGACUUGCAGUGCGACGUGGCCACUGGUCAGUGUACAUGUCGGCCGAACGUCGAAGGCCGGCAGUGCGAUCGAUGCGAGGAAAACAUGUAUAAUCUACAGGCGGGCUGUAUCGAAUGUCCGCCUUGUUACAAACUGAUCCAGAAGCACGCUCACGAACACCGUGCAGAGCUGAAACGGCUAAGAUCUUUGCUGAACGAAUUGGUCGAAAACCCCCUAGUCGUAAAUGACACUAAUUUUGACAGUAAACUGAAGUUUCUCAAGGAACUUAUGGUUCGGCUCGAAGCAGACGUCAAGGAAAAGUUAACUGACAGUCCGAUGAUGCAACAACUACCGGAACUGCGAGCUGAUAUCGCCACCGCCAAUGAGACUCUGUCAUCCGUCGUGCAGAUGUUGGCCGAGUUAAACAAGACGCUGGAAAGCUCGAAGCAGACGAUGUUGAAUUGGGAAAAUAUCAAAGAGAUGGCGUACACGAAGUUCGUCAGCGUAAAAAGCUACCUGGAAAAUCAGGCCCUGGAAGCGUGGACUGCCGCCAAGGAGGCCUCUGAGCAUUUUGGUCGGCAGAGCGAGGAGUUGACCAAACUGGCUGAGCAUGCGAGGAAUCUGGCUGAGAAACAAAAGAACGAGUCAUUGCUGGUGGAGGAAAACGCGAUGAAAGCGUUGAAUAUUUCGAAGGCCGCACUACAGAAGGCCAAAGAAGCGAUAUACGGCGCGGAAGUGACCAGCAGCGAAAUCGGCCGUCUAGAGAAGAGAUACAUGAGUGCUGAGAAGCUGUACAAUCAGACGGCGCAGAUGGCUCUUGAACAGUCAGAUCGCAGCAACUCUGUCUAUCAGAAAUCAGCUGAGAUUCUAAAUAAGGUGGACUCGCUGGAGUUGCCCUCGAUCGACGUCUCCAACGUCAAGAAAAAAGCCGAGUUGAUAUCAGGAGAAGCAAAGGCGGUGAAGGAAGAGGCCCAAAAGUUGGCCGCUGACAACAAACCGAUGACGAACGAAAUCGCUCGUUUCAACGAGGAUAUGGAAAGCGAGUUGGAAAAGGCUGAGCAACAGCAGCAGAUCGCCGACGGUCUUUUAGCGGAGAUCGACAGCGCCAGGGCGAAGGCAAGCAGGGCCGUUCAGUUGGCCGACUCUACGCUGAAGGAGGCUAACAACACGCUUCACACCCUCGAAGGUAUGUUUCGUUUUGUGUUUGGUCGAAAUCCAGGAGUUGGUGCCAAAUUUUCUCGCCGUGAUUUUGGUCGUCAUCGCGUGGUUUUCAUUUAG